Molecule: messenger RNA, 1036 nt
Organism: Chaetomium strumarium
Lineage: Eukaryota; Fungi; Ascomycota; Sordariomycetes; Sordariales; Chaetomiaceae
Exons: 3
Coding region: 497-895 (132 amino acids)
Source: RefSeq, a predicted model, not a curated record
AUACAAGCACGACGUCUUAGAGUAGCAGCCUCCGUUCUUCUCCAUGGCGUUCGCUUCAUGUUCCUUCUAUUUUGGGUCGACCAGUCGCAGAGGCCGGUCUCCAACCCCGCAGACGGAGAUAGCUUCCGCUGUCAGUGACGGUUAGCCUCUAUCUUGGCACAGCAGGAAGCCUGGGCCAGCGACGCGCCUCCGGGCCUCCUACUGGCCGCGGGAAGAUAGAGGCGGUUCGUAUAUGCAGAGUCGUCGCCGCAUGGUUCCAGAGCGGUAUGGUAGGAUGGAUGCCAAGUGGGCAAACAUGACAGCUGUUGAAGACUGACUCUGAGCUGAUCUGACUCUCACCGUCGCAUGGUGAUAGUGCGUUAAUGGAAUCGGCUAUUGAACUGAUAUUUAGCCACCAUCCAUACAUCCUCCUAAGAGAAUAUAGGAUGGCCUAGAUUCCGUCUUCCAGUUUGGAUCUCAACCUCCAGAAAAGCCAUUGCCAGACAAAUCACCCAACAUGCAUCUUUCCUGGGUCACAACGCUCCUCUUCGCAGGCGCCACUUCGGCCACCAAGCCGCCCAAUAAAGGCUGCCGUCCCUCUUCUCUGACCACAAUCACGACGACCGCCUCCCCGACCGUCACCAAACUUCCGGACUCGUGUACCUACCGCCCGACGCAAACCUUCUAUUCCAGCAGCGGCUGCGCUCACACCUGCGCAACUGGCUUCUGCAUCAUCGAUGCCCCGGUUACCAUCUCAUGCGGAUGCCCCAGGGUAGCCAUCGAGACCCAGACGGUGACCGUCUGUCCGACCGCUACGCCGUGCCAGCAGUGCACGACGGGGUGGGGCACCUUCCUGUACACGGAGCCCUGCUCAACUUCAUCAACGGAGGCGGCGGCGAGGGCUACGGCUGACUAAGGGGUCUAAUUCGGUACAGUCCAGGGUGUUGUGUUGAGGGGAUUGCGCUUAUCUUGAAGAUGCUGGGGCCGCGGCGGUUUGUGCUAGGUUCUCUUCCAUACCUCCGACCGAGACAGGGCGUCGAGGGCGGUACGAGGUCGU